ACUCCCCCUUCCCGCCAUUUCGUUCUUCAGCAGUGACCGGGUCCACCUUGCCGCGUUCGGCUUCGCAAGUUCUGAGGAGAAAUUUUUGUUUGUUGUUAAAACAAACAUUAAAUACAAAAUUUCGUCGUUAAUUGUUGUUUAAUUAACAAACACCUCAACAAUGCUGCGUCUCACCCGCUCCGCACUGGCGAUCUCAGGCCGCGCGUCUGCCACGCUGCACGUGGCACGCCAGUGCCACCAAGGCACCGGCGUGCAGGGCGCCAACUUCCACAAGAAGUACGGCUUCCUGCUGCUGGGCAGCGGCGCUGCCUUCUGCUCCGCCGUCUGGUUUUACGCCUGCACUCAGACCGGAAUCUCGUGGAACCUGUCCCCCAUCGGCAAGGUCACGCCCAAGGAGUGGAGGCAGUGAAAAAGGGGGGGAGGGAGGUUUGAAGGGGUGGGUGUUGUUGUUGUUGUGGGUGGGUGGGUGGGAGGUCCAAUGGACUCUCCCAACUCGGCUCUUGACCAAUCACCCUCCUUCCCGUUCAAUCCUCCAUACCCCCCCUCCUCGCCCGCCACCGCCACUCAAAUGGUUUCUUCCACACAGAGACCCCAGUGGAGUCUCCCAAAUCGGCUGUUAACCAAUCACCCUCCUUCCCGUUCAACCCCGCCACCGCCACUCAAAUGGUUUCUUCCACACAGAGACCCCAGUGGAGUCUCCCAACUCGGCUCUUAACCAAUCACCCUCCUUCCCGUUCAAUCCUCCAUACCCCCCCCGCCACCGCUACUCAAAUGGUUUCUUCCACACAGAGACCCCAGUGGAGUCUCCCAAAUCGGCUGUUAACCAAUCACCCUCCUUCCCGUUCAACCCUGCCACCGCCACUCAAAUGGUUUCUUCCACACAGAGACACCAGUGGAGUCUCCCAAAUCGGCUCUUGACCAAUCACCCUCCUUCCCACUCAAUCCCCCACCACCACCACUACUCAAAUGGUUUCUUCCACACAGAGACCCCAGUGGAGUCUCCCAACUCGGCUCUUAACCAAUCACCCUCCUUCCCACUCAAUCCCCCCCCGCCACCGCUACUCAAAUGGUUUCUUCCACACAGAGACCCCAGUGGACUCUCCCAACUUGGCUCUUAACCAAUCACUCUCCUUCCCGUUCAAUCCUCCAUACCCCCAGCCACCACCACUCAAAUGGUUUCUUCCACACAGAGACCCCAGUGGACUCUCCCAACUCGGCUCUUGACCAAUCACCCUCCUUCCCACUCAAUCCCCCCCCACCACCGCCACUCAAAUGGUUUCUUCCACACAGAUUCCCUCCCCCCCGCCAUGUGGACGAUGAUGUGAAUGGUUUGCCCCACCGUACCCCCCCACCGUAGCCCUGUGGCUAACUUGGUUCGGUCCGAGCCCCGACCCUUAAACUGUGUGUGUGCACGUGACCCGCUCACGUGACGUCCAAUUUAAAUAAAAGGUGUAUACAUAAUUACAUAA
This is a messenger RNA of Petromyzon marinus (sea lamprey), 1469 nucleotides long. Its product is annotated as cytochrome c oxidase subunit 7B, mitochondrial-like. Lineage: Eukaryota; Metazoa; Chordata; Hyperoartia; Petromyzontiformes; Petromyzontidae. Gene Ontology annotation, biological process: mitochondrial electron transport, cytochrome c to oxygen. The record is from RefSeq and is a predicted model, not a curated record.